This is a messenger RNA of Brettanomyces bruxellensis, 1818 nucleotides long. RefSeq lists its product as uncharacterized. Gene Ontology annotation, biological process: protein geranylgeranylation; vesicle-mediated transport; small GTPase-mediated signal transduction. The record is from RefSeq and is a predicted model, not a curated record. Gene Ontology annotation, molecular function: GDP-dissociation inhibitor activity. Bases 1 to 1818 code for a protein of 605 amino acids. NCBI's taxonomy places the organism in Eukaryota, Fungi, Ascomycota, Pichiomycetes, Pichiales, Pichiaceae. The transcript has a single exon. Gene Ontology annotation, cellular component: nucleus; cytoplasm; cytosol.
AUGACAUCAGCUGUCAAGUCAAGGAGAGCCUCUAUGGCCGAAAGACGUCCAUCGAUGGCUGAAAGAAGGCCAUCCGGCUUAAAUUCUCGCAGACCAUCCGUCAUUCCAUACUUAGCAGGACUUGAAAAGCCUGUUUUGCCAACGUUACCAUCAAAAUGUGACGUUUUAAUAUGCGGCACUGGUCUUGUUGAAAGUAUUCUAGCAGCUGCUUUGGCAUGGCAAGGUUCAAACGUUUUGCAUGUCGAUGCUAAUCCUUAUUACGGAGAUACUUGUGCUACGCUGACAAUUGAACAAAUUAGAGCAUGGUGUGCAAGUGUCAACGAUGGGUCCCCAGGUUUCCAUGGAUUCUCUAAAGCCAUGUUGCACAUUCCAUCACCUCAUAAGCUUAACUCAAGGGACUAUGGAAUAGAUUUGACUCCCCGACUUCUGUUUGCCAAAUCCGAUUUGCUAUCAUUACUAGUAGCCUCCCGUGUUUACAGAUAUCUUGAAUUUCAAUCUAUCAGCAACUUCCACACGUUUGAGAACGAUACUUUCGAUAAGAUGAUGAGUACAAAAGAGGAGAUCUUUGUCGACCAGUCGAUAAAUCUCCCAACAAAGCGUCUUUUAAUGAGAUUCAUCAAGUUUGUACUGGAGUAUGAACUUCCGGAGGGAAAAAAGAUAGUUGAAAGUCACAUGAAUGAAAAUUUUGUGGACUUUGUCCAUAACAUAUUCCACCUAUCUCCAAAGCAGGUGAAUGAGUUUUGCUAUACAUUGGGAUUGUCUCCUAUGCCAAAAAUAUCGGUUCCACAAGGAUUAUCACGUGUUAGACGCUAUUUAAUAUCCUUUAGUGUUUACGGCGAUUUCCCUACGCUGUAUUCAAAAUACGGAGGACCCGGUGAGAUAUCACAGGGAUUUUGUCGUUCGGCAGCCGUUGCAGGUGCAACUUAUAAGCUCAACACUUCGUUGAAGUAUUACGAUCCAAAGACCAAAAUUGCAUAUUUAAAUGAUGGAAGUAAAGUUAACAUUACAGAAAAGGUUGUUUGUUCUCCAUCUCAAGCACCCGGUGGAUCCAAAAAUGUUCCAAAGAUGCAAUAUGAAGUUACAAGGCUGAUCAGUAUUGUCGAGAAAUCAUGCAAGGAAUGGUUUGCCGAAGGCGAAAAUGCGGCUGUCGUUGUUUUCCCACCAAAAACACUAAGUACCAUGAAUGCAUAUCCCGUCCAAGCAAUCAUAAUGGGUUCUGGUACCGGCUCCUGCCCCGAUGGACAAUGCAUAUGGUAUUUGUCCACUAUAGAAAGGGGUGAAAGGGCCCGCAAGGAUCUCCAAGCAGCGGUUAAGAAAAUGGAAGAGUCAAUUCUCAGAGAAUCAGAAGAUGGUGGCUUUGAUGUUGAGCUGUCCGACAAUGAUGUUGCAAUACAGGCUAACGGAAAUGUUUCCGUAAUCAAUUCUGUGAAAUUGGGAAAGUCGUUCAAAGAAUUUGUUCCAAGAGAGAAACUCAAAUACCUAUUCAAGCUAAUAUUCACACAGACAACUUCCGUCGCCCCAUUUGGUGUGGUUUCAAACAACGUAUUUGAGAAAGCUGAAGAAACUGAGCAUAUAGAUGCUGGACCGGAUGAGAAAGUCAUAUAUUCGAGCAUGCCAUCAACAGAAAUAUCGUAUGACGGUGUUGUUACUGAGGCAAAGGUGUUAUACUCAAAAAUCGUCGGCUCGGAUGACGACUUUUUUGAUGUUGACUUUGAAGAUGAGGAUGAAAAUAAUGCUAAUACCAGAAAUAUUGACGAUGAAUCUGCAAUCGCUGAUGAUACGGAAGAGUUUCAAUCAGAAAUGGCGUUUGAGCUAUGA